Salpingoeca rosetta is the source of this 789-nucleotide messenger RNA. RefSeq names its product ubiquitin. Gene Ontology annotation, biological process: protein ubiquitination; modification-dependent protein catabolic process. Gene Ontology annotation, cellular component: cytoplasm; nucleus. Gene Ontology annotation, molecular function: protein tag activity; ubiquitin protein ligase binding. The record is from RefSeq and is a predicted model, not a curated record. NCBI's taxonomy places the organism in Eukaryota, Choanoflagellata, Craspedida, Salpingoecidae. Bases 1 to 789 code for a protein of 262 amino acids. The transcript is spliced from 2 exons.
AUGAGCACGACGAACACCAGCAUGCAGGCGACCUUGGAUGCGCGCAAGCGGCUGGCGCCUGGUAUUGGGAGACACUACUUUGCGUCCAUCGCACGCCACACGCUUGGGCUGACGGGCGAGAGCGGCGAUGCCAUGCUAAGCGAAUUGGGUCGGUUCAUGUUCCUGUACGCGCUCACGAAGGACGGCGGCGUGAGGGAGGAAGAGCCCCACCUCGAGCCGAUGUCGCCCCCGCUUGCACUGGACACGCUGUGGCACAACUGCAUCCUGGAGACGGCGUUGUACAAGCGCGCGUGCCGCCGCCUUGCUGGGCGCAUGGUGCACCACCGCAUCAGCAACACAUACACGCUGACGAGUGAGGAGAAGGAGAAGCGGCGCCACAACUACUUUGUGCAGCACAUCAAGCAUUUCGGCAUGCCAUCCAUGACGGAGCAGGAGCAGCGACGAAGGAAGCCAGCGCGGGGGUUCACAUGCGUGUUCCUGAAGACGCUCACGGGAAAGACUCUGACAAUGCCCGCAACACCCAAGACGACCAUUGAGGAGCUCUCCCACAUGUACGAGGCACGCGGGGGCCCUCCCGCUGACGACCAGCGGUUCAUCUACGCGGGGCAGCAGCUGGAGAGGGGCCGUACACUUUUGGAUUACAGGCAGUUCUCUAUAUUGGCAACUAGGUGUGGCAAGCCCAAAAGUUUCCAAUGUAGAGAAAGUUGCCGGUGUGGAAUGAGCGUGUUUAUUGUGUGUGUGGACCAAAGAAUGAGUGCAGUGUGGGUUGCUUUUGCGUCUUGGACAUAA